This is a messenger RNA of Puntigrus tetrazona (Sumatra barb), 880 nucleotides long. RefSeq lists its product as uncharacterized. Lineage: Eukaryota; Metazoa; Chordata; Actinopteri; Cypriniformes; Cyprinidae. The transcript is spliced from 5 exons. The record is from RefSeq and is a predicted model, not a curated record. The coding region runs from base 9 to 752 and encodes 247 amino acids. Gene Ontology annotation, biological process: response to bacterium.
UCGCUGAGAUGGAGAGGACGAGACUUCUCAUCACGCUCAUGUUUUUCCUGUUUUAUCAGAAAAGCAGUUUUGGAGAAGAAGUGGAGAUGAAAGUCAGACCAGGAGAAAACAUCACUCUCUUCUGUGAUCGCUCUCUAAGUGUUGGUUUAUUCAUUGUAUGGAUAAGAAACUGCUCUCACGAAAAUCAACCCUCUCUCAUAAUAGAUUUUAGGCAGGGGUUUAAAUGGGACCUGAAGAUAUUUCAGCGAUUCAGCUUAAUCCACAACCCCUAUAAUAAUUCUCUUGAUCUACAUAUUACUAAUGUCACCGUCUCUGAUCUGGGACUGUACUACUGUGCGGAAGUAGAGAAUAAGGUAAAUAAAGAUGAAAAAGGCAUCAUCUCCUCGUCUAUAGUGUACUAUUAUGGAAACCAAACAACUCGUCUUUCUCUGGAAAAAGUGACUUCCUGUUCUGAAGCCUCUGCACCUCCUGACUGUGUGCUCUGCUGGACGCUGCUGUUCAGUGUGUGUCCGGUGUGUGUUCUCCUCUCCUCACUCCUCUCCUCCAUCUGUGUGUUCUGCCUCUGUUGUAAGAAAUCUACAGAUGCUGCGAAUGAUCAGAAAGACAAGGUAAAAGGUAGAAAUACAGCUGAGUGCACUGAUGAAGAGGUGUGUUAUGCAUCUUUGGAUGUGAUUAGCAAGAGACAAAAACAAGGCAAGACAAAGCGAGUGCAGAGCUCUGACUUCAGUACUUACGCUCAGGUCAGAACGUAAACUGAACAGACAUCAAAUAUAACUGAGCUGGAUUCUGAAACUGUACAAAUAUAAGAAAAAGUGAAGUCAUUUAAAAUCAGAAGGUUAUGGCCUUUUAAUGUAAAAUAAAGGUAAUUCCCAACUCCAAA